This is a messenger RNA of Knipowitschia caucasica, 897 nucleotides long. NCBI's taxonomy places the organism in Eukaryota, Metazoa, Chordata, Actinopteri, Gobiiformes, Gobiidae. The record is from the annotation of a GenBank genome assembly.
AUGUCAGAGGUGGGAGGGGCCAGCCCAGGUGACAACAACGGCUGGCCUCAUUUGUUCGACUCGUACUUUGGGAUGCCGAGCAACACGGUGGGAACCAGGUCCAGUGUCUGCUUGCUGGGUGAGUUUCCGGAGAGAUGCCAGUGCCAGGACCUGGAGCUAGACUGUGACGACUCGAGGCUGCAUGACAUCCCCCUGGUCGCCACCAACGUCACCAUGAUACCCUCUCCUCUCACUACUGUCUCCUUCACCUUCAGACCCUCUCCUCUCUCACUACUGUCUCCUUCACCUUCAGACCCUCUCCUCUCUCACUACUGUCUCCUUUACCUUCAGACCCUCUCCUCUCUCACUACUGUCUCCUUCACCUUCAGACCCUCUCCUCUCUCACUACUGUCUCCUUCACCUUCAGACCCUCUCCUCUCACUACUGUCUCCUUCACCUUCAGACCCUCUCCUCUCUCACUACUGUCUCCUUCACCUUCAGACCCUCUCCUCUCUCACUACUGUCUCCUUCACCUUCAGACCCUCUCCUCUCACUACUGUCUCCUUCACCUUCAGACCCUCUCCUCUCUCACUACUGUCUCCUUCACCUUCAGACCCUCUCCUCUCUCACUACUGUCUCCUUCACCUUCAGACCCUCUCCUCUCACUACUGUCUCCUUCACCUUCAGACCCUCUCCUCUCUCACUACUCUCUCCUUCACCUUCAGACCCUCUCCUCUCUCACUACUGUCUCCUUCACCUUCAGACCCUCUCAUCUCUCACUACUCUCCCCUUCACCUUCAGACCCUCUCAUCUCUCACUACUCUCCCCUUCACCUUCAGACCCUCUCCUCUCUCACUACCAUCACCUUUCUCAAUUAUUUUCUGCCAGCUCCCCCUCAGGAAGAAGAAAACAAUUUGA